AUGGACGACGCGUCAAGCUAUCAGACCAUUCGUGGUAGCCUUACGAAGAACGGUCGACGACGAAGUCUCAAGACACUCUUUCAACUUCCCCUUUCAUCCCGCACAUCCAUCUAUGGCUCGAUAUCAGGGACAUUGCCAGUGGGUUCGAUUCCAGCAGAUAUUGUGCGGGAGAUAGUAGACCUGUUGGCUCCAUCGGAUAUCCUGAACUUCAGCCUCGCUUCCAAACACCUGCGAGCUAUGCUUCUGCCCGCUUUGUACGAGACAGUAACCCUGAAGUCCAGCAAGAACUGUAGGGUGACUCUAAGUAUGCUCAAGUCACGGAAGGACAUCUGUGGCUACGUGCGUAAGCUCGCCGUACGGCCAAACUAUUACCUCGCCUGGCCGCGCCCCGACGAGCAGCUCUCCGAAGAGUGGGUCGUGUCAAUGAUUGAAGAUAUCUCGAUGGAUCUCAUUUCCUUGCACACCUUUGACUGGGACGGACUCGAGCUCCCUGACGACUCUCUAUGGCAUACCCUUCGAUCAAACUGCCCCGAGCUCAAAAGUGUCUUCUCGAAUGUCGGCACGCGUCCCCUGGAUCCCUCCAGCACUCUUUUCGAUUUUUCGAACCUCACCAGCUUCUCUCUUAUCGUGCGGCACGGGCUCGGAGGAUCAGACCUCUUUCCCGAGCUCGAGGCCCUGCCUCCGAGAUUGUGGGAUAUGCUGCGCACGCGUUGCCCUGACCUACAGGAGUUGGCGAUAUGCAGCUUCUCGUCCUCUGCGCGCGUCUUCGACUUUGACCCCAUCACGGACGGUCACUGGCCAAAGCUUCACACACUGACCCUGGGUUCGUUUGGCUAUCAACAGGACUUCUCACUUGGCCCUCCAGCCCUCAAUAACAACUCGCUUUCCUCGUUUCUGGACUCUCAUACGAACCUCAAGUAUAUCCGCUUCUUAUGGAACUUCAAGCGGUGGAUGUCUCCAGACAACAUUCCCAUGCACCUUUCAGAGAAAUCAUUACCGGCGCUAGAUACCUUUAUUGGGGUGUAUCAGCAACUUGCUGAGCUACCGAAUCCACAGGUUGUUGAGACUCUUGAUCUUACAUGCGAACCGGUAUAUGAGAGCCGUUUGGAGGCCGUAUGUCCUGUACUGAGGACGCUGACGAACCUCACAAGCCUCGAUAUCUGGACCCACGUAUUUGACACUAGCCGCGACCACUCCCUCUUCUUCUUCUCUAUUCUUACAUCGUGCCCCAAGCUGACAGACUUUCAUUUCAUGUGUACCACGUCUUUUACUGUAAAACCACUUAAACAACUAAUAACACAGCUCUACCUCCUCCCCUCCCUCAAACGGUUUUCUCUCACGAAAGGACACAAAUACGUCGACGAAAGCAUGCUCUCGACGGCCUUGCGCAUUCUCAAAUACAAUCCAGCUCUGAAACAAAUCAAUAUUCGCUGGGCCCGGGAGAAGUGUCCAAAUCAUCUGAAGCAAGAGGGGUGCUAUGACGUCGUCGUUGACAAGCACGGGCGGCCUGAGGCACUAGCGGUGGUGGAGCGGGGUAUCCCGCUCUGGGGCGUCCCAUUUCUGAGAAGGUAUCGACAUCGACUGGAUAAGGGAGGACACAGUGAGUUCAGGAGAUGGGUGCGAGGGAAGAAUGUGAGGGUUAUACCCCUUUGA
Molecule: messenger RNA, 1653 nt
Organism: Psilocybe cubensis
Lineage: Eukaryota; Fungi; Basidiomycota; Agaricomycetes; Agaricales; Agrocybaceae
Exons: 5
Coding region: 1-1653 (550 amino acids)
Molecular function (GO): protein binding
Source: RefSeq, a predicted model, not a curated record